GCUGCAUUCAUUUCAUCGGUGGUUUGGACAUCAUGUGCAGAGAUUUCCACCUGGAUGGCUCAAGGGAUCUCGGUCAACUCCAUACCUCCAUCACGAUGGGGUUGCCUGUCAGCAUCAACAUGGUCAAGGCCCUCCCCGACAUAUACAUCCACUCCAUCACCGUCGUUGUUGACCCCACGAAACAUGGCCACAUCCACCCAGAAGCGUCUUCAUAUAAUGCCAUCCAAU
Penicillium waksmanii is the source of this 228-nucleotide messenger RNA. RefSeq lists its product as uncharacterized. The transcript is spliced from 2 exons. Lineage: Eukaryota; Fungi; Ascomycota; Eurotiomycetes; Eurotiales; Aspergillaceae. The annotation marks the transcript as partial. The record is from RefSeq and is a predicted model, not a curated record.